Sclerotinia sclerotiorum 1980 UF-70 is the source of this 300-nucleotide messenger RNA. RefSeq lists its product with no specific name. The transcript has a single exon. Lineage: Eukaryota; Fungi; Ascomycota; Leotiomycetes; Helotiales; Sclerotiniaceae. Bases 1 to 300 code for a protein of 99 amino acids. The record is from RefSeq and is a predicted model, not a curated record.
AUGCAUGUAUGCAUGUAUAUAUGUAUGCGUGUAUGCGUAUAUAUAGGGCUAGCUAGAGAUAGAGAUAGGGAUAGGGAUAGGGAUAGGGAUAGGGAUAGGGAUAGGGAUAGGGAUAAGGAUAGGGAUAGGGAUAGGGAUAGGGAUAGGGAUAGGGAUAGGGAUAGGGAUAGGGAUAGGGAUAGGGAUAGGGAUAGGGAUAGGGAUAGGGAUAGGGAUGGGGAUGGGGAUGGGGAUACGCGCAUUGCAUUAGUUGGGGUUUAUUUUGGGAGGGAGGGAGGGGGGACGAUUCCAUUUGGGUAG